ACACCUGUUUUUGGAAAUUGAAUAAAAUAUCGAGUGGAAACAGGAAAACCUUUUUGUUUCACUAUGCGAUUUAGUGGGGCAUUGCUAGUUGGAUAUGUAUACAAUCGAUUAUUAUACCACCAAAGUGCAUUAUACAACCUGACUACAAAGAAAAAUGGAACUACACCUUCUGUUGUGUGACUAUUUCAUGUAUUCCAUCCCUUUUCUUCAGGUUAUUAGAUAGAAAUGGUGAAAUGGUCCAUCAUCGAAUACUGUGGUUUAACCGAGAACUCAUCAUGUGGCUACUGCAAGAAUGCUGGACAUAAAGCGUCGUUAGGUACGGAGAGUGGAAUAGUGGACCCGGAUGAGGGUGACUCGGUGUCGUUUGGUGUCUGGGCUCACAGUCUCAGUCCUGACAACUAUCAAGCUUUACUAGACAAAGGAUGGCGGAGGUCUGGCAAAUACAUCUAUAAACCAACGAUGGAAAAAACGUGUUGCCCGCAGUAUACAAUUAGACUAGAUUCAACUAAAUUUAUCCUUUCAAAAAGUCAACGAAAGGUGUUGCGCCAAAUGAAUGAGUUUCUGAGAAAUGAUGUGAAGCCCAAAGUCAAAGUCCGAGAAGAAGCACCUAUGGAUGCACAUCCAGCUUCGUCAAGCAGUACUUCUGAGAAGAAGCCACACGAGAAAGGCGAUAUCUCCCUCAAAAAAGUCGAUAAAACAGAAAAUCCUGUACAGAAAAAGAAAGAAAUGAGAAGACAGCGAUGUUUUGACAGAUGGAGAGCUAAGGGAUUGAAUGUGGAGGAAAUGAAGAAAGCGCGAGCUGCGAAGGAGGAGGCUCGACGAAGGACCGUAGAGUCAUAUAUUUUGGAACCAGAUGAAAAGUGGAAGCAUAAGCUGGAGGUGAAACUCGUUCGAACUAAUGCACCAGAGUUCAAGGAGCGGUACGAUGAGUCCUAUCUACUAUUUGAAAAAUAUCAGAGAAUUAUUCAUAAAGAUGAUGAUUCGUCCAAAGCUGGUUACAAGCGCUUUCUGGUGGAUACUCCGCUUUUUGAUGAUGAGAUUUUGCGGCCGUCAUCCAGCUCAUACGCUACCGGUUCAUACCAUCAAUGGUACAUUUUAGACGGGCACCUUAUAGCUGUCGGAGUGAUAGAUAUCUUGCCACGAUGCGUUUCAUCAAAAUAUAUGUAUUAUGAUCCCGACUACGCUUUUUUAAGUCUAGGCACCUAUACUGCAUUACGGGAAAUUGCUUUUACCCGCGAAGUGAUGAAGCACCGACCAGAGACGAGAUAUUACUAUAUGGGCUACUACAUUAGUACUUGUCCCAAAAUGAGAUACAAAGGAAAGUUUAGGCCGAGUGAACUGUUGUGUGACCGAAGCUUUCAAUGGGUCCCGUUAGACGAGUGUCAGCGACUUCUGAAGGCGAACAAGGACAAGUUUACGAUAUUUCGUCCUAACGACAGCCCGGCGGAAAUGCAAACUCGGGAACAAUUGUUGCUUUUGGUAGAUGGAAAGAUUUUGCCUUACGCUGACAUUGCCGAUCUAGCUCCAUCACUCAAAAAAGUGGCUGAUUUGCCCGCCGUCAAAGAGAAACUGGAUUCGUUUGCUAGUCGUAUUGGUAAUGAUAUGAAUGGUUUAAUAUUGUUUUUAUCAGAAUUUCAAGACGUUGACUCAGAUUGAGAGGCUAAUUGUGUAGGCCUUGUUAUAUUGUUUCAACUGUACCAAGUUCAGUUGAUGGAACCUAGUGAUAGCCAAUUCAUGUGCAAAUGUAUAAUUCUUGUAUAUUGUAUCUGUGUCAUCUCUUACAUAGGUCAGAGUCAAUCUGUAUACUCACGAAUGCAAGAAACAUCAAACAAG
This is a messenger RNA of Cylicocyclus nassatus, 1833 nucleotides long. Lineage: Eukaryota; Metazoa; Nematoda; Chromadorea; Rhabditida; Strongylidae. The record is from the annotation of a GenBank genome assembly.